This is a messenger RNA of Ostreococcus tauri, 618 nucleotides long. RefSeq names its product unnamed product. The coding region runs from base 1 to 618 and encodes 205 amino acids. Lineage: Eukaryota; Viridiplantae; Chlorophyta; Mamiellophyceae; Mamiellales; Bathycoccaceae. The transcript has a single exon. The record is from RefSeq and is a predicted model, not a curated record.
AUGUCCGCGGACGCGCGCGGGGCGCGCGCGCGCGGGAGAACGAACGACGGGCGCGGUGGGGGACGUGGGCGGGACGCGGGACGGCGGGACGGCGGCGCGAGAAGAGGCGUCGUGGUGUUUCGACGCGGCGCGCACGACCGCGCGUCAAAGAGCGAUCCACCGCCGUGGACGACGUCGUACGCGUUCGAUGCGAACGUGUUGGCGUUGAACGGGGCGCGCGAGGGCGGAGCGAGGGAGACGCGCGAGGCGACGCUGGAGGCGACGCUCGAGGUCGACCCGUGCGGGUCGAACGGAUUCUUCGUCGACGUCUCCGUCACCGGAUCCGUCGCGAUGCGGUGCGCGUGCUGCGACGAGACGUUUUUACACGACGUCGUGAACGGACGAUCGGGGACGACGAAGGAUUCGGCGUCGACCCCGUGCGUCGCGAAGGUGUGGCUCGACCCGGACGCGGACGAAGACGCGUUCUCGGGCGAGUACGAAAUCUACCCGUUUCCCCUCACCGUCGACGCCGUGGACCUCACCCCGCUCGUCGCCGACACCGUGCGCGCGUUCGGCGUCCCGGAGGAGUUCGUGUGCGAGGCGUGCGCCGCGGACGAACCGCGCGUCUGGCGCGCCUGA